Gigantopelta aegis is the source of this 1108-nucleotide messenger RNA. RefSeq lists its product as uncharacterized. The transcript has 3 exons. The coding region runs from base 49 to 1071 and encodes 340 amino acids. The record is from RefSeq and is a predicted model, not a curated record. Lineage: Eukaryota; Metazoa; Mollusca; Gastropoda; Neomphalida; Peltospiridae.
GUAACAUAGGCAUACCCAUAACGGCACAGUCGACUCAUCCAGACGACAAUGCGUAUGUUGGUAGCUGUUUUUCUUAUUCUGGGUCACGUGGUACAAACCCAAGGUCACGGACGACUGACCAAUCCACCAGGGAGAGCCACUGCUUGGAGAUACGGAUUUAACACACCCGUCGACUACCAGGACAAUGAACAGUUUUGUGGUGGAAGGGAGUAUCAGCAUAACUUAAUGGGAGGUAACUGCGGGGUGUGUGGCGACAAAUACGACGCAUCGCCACGCCCACACGAAGCUGGCGGAGUCUACGCCACUGGAACUAUCGUGAAGACUUACAAGCAGGGGCAGACAAUCACCGUCACGGUUCAGCUGACGACAAACCACAAGGGAUAUUUCGAGUUCCGGAUGUGUCCGGUGAAUGACCACAAAAUCGCCGCCACGGACGAAUGUUUUGAGAAGCACGUCCUACGUCAGACUAACGGUAAAAUCAGAUACCAGCUGAAAACCUGGGACAGUAAAUACUAUGACGUAGAAUUACAACUUCCGCCGGAUCUGACGUGCUCGCAGUGUGUUUUACAGUGGAGAUAUGUAGCAGGAAACACCUGGGGCUGCUGGAAGUCGACGAUUACGUCACGGUGGCUGUUCACUCCUCGUGCCACGUGCUGCACCGGAUGCGGAAAUCAACAAGAAGAAUUCUACGGCUGCGCAGAUGUCUCAAUCAGAUCAGAUUACAACCCGCAGACGACAAAGAGACCACCGGCCCCGUCGACAACUCGGAAACCGACGACAACUCGGAAAACGACGACAAAACCGAUAACAACCAGACGAACAACAACACCAAAACGAACUACGACGACACCAAGACCAACUACAACUACAACAACGCCGAAGCCAACAACACGGAAACCUACCACCACAGUCAAGGCAACGACACUGAAACAGACCACCACAAGGCCAAAACCGACUACAGCUUACCUGCCCGCGUUGUCUAAGGGGAGUCAACUCUGUUCCUUCUUUUGUAAAGGGAAGGUAUCCUAUUUCUGUCCUAAGGACUGCUUAAAGAGGGCAAACAACGUGUAGUUGUUUUUGUAGCUCAAUAAAUCCAGUGAAAUUUGGA